Molecule: messenger RNA, 2458 nt
Organism: Puccinia graminis f. sp. tritici CRL 75-36-700-3
Lineage: Eukaryota; Fungi; Basidiomycota; Pucciniomycetes; Pucciniales; Pucciniaceae
Exons: 1
Coding region: 436-1950 (504 amino acids)
Source: RefSeq, a predicted model, not a curated record
UGAAGUAUGGUGCAAUUUGACUUCCAGCACGCUCUGGGUGAGUUGGCCUGGUCUGGGUGGAAUGAUGGUGUGCUAUGAAUCAGGGGAUGGUGGGAUGGAUGAUUGUUUUUAGGUAAUUAUUAAUAUAGUCUUCGAUCCCGGGCCCCACCAGAUUGUAUGAGCAGGAGGUUUGUGUUCUUCGGAGGUUGUGAGCUGGUUGAGGGAGAUGGUGUGAUCGAGUGAGCCGAUUAGGUUAUAAUCCAUAUCAUCCCACCACAUCACAACCAACCACUCAACCAACUCCCAGUUGACUGCUUCAUCAUAUCAUCAAACAACCUCAACCAAACAACAACCCACUCCAAAAACAACCGAGCACUCCCGAAAACAACAACACCCAGAAAACCAAAACCAACUUCAGCCUGGCUAGCUCAGAAGAAAACAACCUCAGGAAAGAAGAUGAAAGAACAUACUACUCCAACUCAAGACAGCCUGCAGCCAGCAGUCCCAGCAGCCACCAACCAAAACAUCUCCGAACUCACCCGGACUAAACUAGCAGGAGAACUGAUCCUACCACUCAACCAACCCCGACGAGGACCCUGUCUGCGCAAACUAGUACACUGGUCCAACCUGCUUUCGGCCUUGACGACCCCAGGGACGAUCGAGGGUCCAGGAGAACAAGAACAAGAAGAACCGGUCGAUCCCGAAGCUCACUCGACCAACCAGCCCGAAUUGGAGGAUUGUCGUCGGUCGGGAACACUCGAAUUGGAGAGUCGCUCGACCGAAACUUCUGGUAGUAGUGGUAGUAGUACUAGGGAACAGGCCGAGUAUGACUGGUUCGAACAUCUGAUGGAAGAGAUCGACGACUCGGACAGCGAAUCCGAGUCUUCCGACGGCGCCCCGGACCCACAGCAGGCGUAUCUGAGCGAGCCCGGGCUGAUCUACCAAUCCAGCCUACAGCCGUCCGGCGAGCCUCCAGACUCCCGGGGACGUAGCGAACGCAAACGGACCUACUUGGGGGGCGAGGCUUCAGACUCGGAGCGUGAAGUCCGUCGGCGCAGACUGCUCCUCCGCUCGACGCAUGAUCGUCCCCGCCGCGCUCGGCCGACCCGGCCCCGGCGGCGGCGAGACUCCAGCACGCUCGGCUUGCCCCAUUGGGGCUUCCUCUGUGUGCGUCCGACGGAGCCCAAGACGGACGACCAGGAGAUCGUCGAGGACGGCCAUCUGCCCAGUCUGGUGCCCAUCAAGGCCCGCUACCGCUUCGAGUCCCUCCCCCUCCCCACUCCCCCGCCCUCCUCCUCCUCACUCCUCCCAUAUCUUCUUCCUACUCCUCAUCCUCCUCUAGCUCCUCAUCAUCAACUAAUGCUCCCCUGCUCGCCCUCCCUCGAAGCGAUCGACUUCAACUCCUACGACUUCAUCAUCGCUGCUACCGCCCACCUCGACGGCCAAACCAUCCUGCUCAAAUACCUCGUCGGCCCGGCCCGGCCCGGCCCCUCCUCUUCUUCUCCCUCCUCCUCUUCCUUCCUCGACUCGAUCAACUCCGACCACCUCCUCCAUCUUCACCCUCAUCUCGAUCGUGGACAUUCUCAGGAACAGCAACUCGAGUCGACCAAUGAUCAUCGCGACGCUCUUCUCCUACGAACCCACAACAGCUCAGCCACUACUCGUCGCCAGAGCCGAGCACUCCCCGGCCUCCUCGUCACCAAACUCCAGAUCGUCUUCAACCAUCUCUCUUCCUCUUCUUCUUCUUCUUCUCUACCUUCCGAAGAGGAGGAUGAUCAAAGCAUGCCCGCCAAUCUGCUCGGCCCUCCUCUCCACGAUCAUCAUCAUCAUCUUGAGCUUCACCAAGAUCAUGCCGAUCGGAUCGCUCACCCACCUCAUCAUCAUCAUCAUCAUCAUCAUCAUCAUCAUCUGCUUUGGAAAGUCUUCCCGCUCGCAAAUCCCUUGCGUUCCUGCAAUCUCUUGAUCCCUUAAUCCUCCUUCCUCCUCCCCUUUCUUUUCCCCCUUCCUCUUACUUCUUCUCUCUUCAUCGUGCUUCUGCACUUCUUAUACUGUGUACUUUUUUUUUCAAAAAAAGUUUUCUCAACUCGCCCGUCGUUCUGUCUCGCUUUUGUACUUGUAUCACUCGAUCGCGCUUAUGUAUUAUUUUCUUAUCACAAUACGUCCGAGGUUUUUGACUGGGUAGUUCGGACUGUGAAGGUCUUACUGGUAGAAUAUAGUUCUUACUCAUACUCAUACUUCACCAUCCACCGUUCAUCAUCAUCAUCGAGAUUCCGAGCCAGGAAUUUCAAAGUUCUACUCACUCCAUCUCAGAUUCAUACUCAAAUCCAUAUCCAAUGUCUCUUCAAGAAUCUCUUCAAAAACUCACAGCUUCAUUCCUCAAAUACAAUCGCAAAUGGAUCGUCAAAAGUCCAAUUCUCAAGUUAUCAGUCCUAAGAUAUAUAUAUAUAUAAGUAACAUCACAUCACAGCAUGUACAUGUA